UUUCAUCUCUCACUCCUCCCCUUAGGUCUCCGUUGACUGACCCGUGUGAUCCAUGGGUCGGGGCAAGGGGCAAGAUUGUAAAAAUUCCUUUGUUCAGACCUAAUGCUUGGUGCCCCUAAUGCUUGGGUUCAGAAACAGGCCUUUUGCCACAGCCUAACAAACACCAUCUCUGACUGUGGUCUCAGUUAGCUGAUAACCUUCUGUGCCCCGUGGUGUUUUUUUAUUUUUAUUUAUUUAUUUUUAAGUUUGCUUCUGGUUUUCCUGGAAUCUGGUUUCUGGAUAGACUUUGGUGGUCUGUCCCCAUCUGUGCCCAAUUUCCCUGGACCCAACACUUCCUUGUCUAAGGGAAGUGUGCACCACUGAACUUCCAGCACCCAACCCAAUCCUGCACCCUCAUUCAGUAUUUAAUAAACAUGUACCAACAUGUUUAUUAAAGCUAGGGUUAUGCCCUGGAUUCAAGCCUCAAUAUGAGGAAUAUAGUGCUGAGCAGUAUUCUGAAGAGAUGGCUGUAAUGGUUGACCAUUCAAGGUGUUACAAAGGAAGCUCUGACAUAGGACCAAUAAAUUACUCUGUAAGAAAGAAUGAAAAACAGCAUUUAAAAGCCGCAAGUAUUCUACAGCAAACUAUAAGAAGAGAAACCUACCUACCGGACCCAGGCUCCUUUCACAACACGGUCUCCUGCACAAUGACAUUCUGAGUUUAUGUGUUGGUAUGGAGUGUCUUCAUCUGAAAAAAUAGGCUAAACAAUUUCAAUUUAGAGAGAUGAUAAUGAAUACAUAUGGCUCAUUCCUGAAAUCACACAAGAGUGGAUGGCUCAGUUCUUGCUUUAUGUGUACUCAGUGGAGAUGGCCACAGCAUCCUGUAAAACGUGCAUUUGACGUCGGUGGCAUCCGUAUCUGACUGGAGUCUCGGUGUGUAUCACGGAGCUCCGUAACCUACUAGCGAAAGCAGUAACCUGCCAGCAACCUUUGCCUGGACAGGCUUACGGAGCGCGGUCCUCAGGAGGAGCGGUACCCGGCAAGCGCGGGCAGGAAGAACUACAAGUCCCAGGAGACCUUUCGCGCGCCCUCAGAAGCUCCGCCCCCAGAGCGCCCGGGCUUUCCUCCUCUCCAACCCCCAGACCCGACUCCGUGUGACGUCAUCUGGGCUUCCGCGUCCUGCACGGCAGGAAGUUGGCUGUGAAGUCCCGCGGCGGUCCCGGCUCCAGAGGGCGGCCGCGAUGCCUUCGAGGCAACUGGUCAGUCAACUGCUGGAACUAUGUCUUCGGUGCCUAAUAAUCAACAUUUCCAGGUAUAUCUCAGAUAUUAAAUAUUUGCCUCCCAACAUCAAAGAUAGACUGAUUAAAAUUAUGAGCACACGGGGCCGGAUAACAGAUUCCAAUAUAAAUGAGGUGCUACAUCCUGAAGUCCAAAGACUAGAUCUCAGGAGCUGUGACAUCUCAGACUUGGCUCUCCAGCACCUGUGCAGAUGCAGAAAACUGAAGGCACUAAACCUGAAAUCAUCCAGAGAACAUAGAAAUAGCAUAACUUCAGAAGGGAUAAAAGCUGUAGCUUCUUCGUGCUCCGACCUGCAUGAAAUCUCUCUGAAAGGGUGCUGCAGUGUCACUGAUGAAGGCGUCCUUGCUCUCGCACGCCACUGUCAGCUGCUGAAGAUCAUUGACUUGGGAGGCUGCCUGAGUAUCACUGAUAUGUCCUUACGUGCACUAGGAAAAAACUGCCCAUUUUUGCAGUGUGUUGACUUUUCAACUACUCAGGUGUCUGACAUUGGUGUGGCUGCACUCGUUAGUGGACCAUGUGCCAAACAAUUAGAGGAGAUUAACAUGGGGUAUUGUAUAAAUCUAACCGAUAAGGCUGUAGAAGCUGUCCUGACUGCCUGUCCUCAGAUACGGAUUCUUCUUUUCCACGGCUGCCCCUUAAUAACAGAUCAUUCACGAGAAGUCUUGGAGCAACUAGUAGGAUCAAGAAAACUAAAGCAAGUGACUUGGUCUGUUUAUUGAUCUGUACUGAGGCUAGUUACAGGAGCCUUUCCAGGAACUUAUUAUAACACUAAUUUAUUACUUUAUUGUCUUAGUUAAGCUGUAACUCCCAGAGAACCAGUUCAAUCUUCAUGUGAAUGUUUGUGCUUUGAAGUUAACCAGACUCAGCAUUUAGCACUCCAGUCAUCCCGUAUUUGUUUGAUGAGCCAUCUCUUUGUUAUAAUGGUGACCCUGGUGUGAACUGUACUUGAUGGAGAGGAAGCUGGGUUUGUUUCUUUAAUAACAACAGCUUCAAAUGAUUCAUUUUCCCUUUAUAGUCCUUUCUCUGGUGUAAGUAUCUGAGCUGUUGAAUUCUAAAUAAAGAUGCUUUUAAAAGUGUAA
Molecule: messenger RNA, 2356 nt
Organism: Arvicola amphibius (Eurasian water vole)
Lineage: Eukaryota; Metazoa; Chordata; Mammalia; Rodentia; Cricetidae
Gene: Amn1
Product: antagonist of mitotic exit network 1 homolog
Exons: 7
Coding region: 1220-1996 (258 amino acids)
Biological process (GO): SCF-dependent proteasomal ubiquitin-dependent protein catabolic process
Cellular component (GO): SCF ubiquitin ligase complex
Molecular function (GO): protein binding
Source: RefSeq, a predicted model, not a curated record